Molecule: messenger RNA, 882 nt
Organism: Colletotrichum spaethianum
Lineage: Eukaryota; Fungi; Ascomycota; Sordariomycetes; Glomerellales; Glomerellaceae
Exons: 2
Coding region: 1-882 (293 amino acids)
Source: RefSeq, a predicted model, not a curated record
AUGUCUUCUUUGCAUCCGCAUGACCACUUCUAUUACAACGGGAACAGUGGUCACAGCAGUCACUCCGCAUCGCCCGAGGCCGAGAAGAUGCUCAAAAACCCUAACGGGGCGCCCGGCCCCGAGGCCGACGCCAUCCCCGACGGAUUGGAGGUGAACACGGGCCUCAACUACAGCACGGCGCCGCAGCCGUACCAACCCGCGCCGACGCCGCAACCUUACUACGACCAACAUCACCAUGUGCAUUCGCCCCGGACCGAGUACACCGAAGCAACGUACACCAGCAAUCACUACCCGUCAACGCCAGAGAAGAGGCACGCCGCGGCCGGUACGGUAUGCGGCCUGCGCAAGCCGACGUUCUGGCUCCUGGUCCUGUCCAGCCUGCUCUUUUGCGCGCUCAUCGGGGUGGCUGGGGGGCUGGGGGCAAUGCUCGCGAGCAAGGAGAGCGAGAUCGCAAGACUGCAAUCGCCUGCCGUCUCUUCGUCUUCGACAAGCGCAACCCCGACCGCCUCAGCGUCGGUCGCCUUCGAUCUCAGCAAGCCCGCCGAGACGGAUACGCCCAUCUCGCUCAACAAGUGCCCGGGCAGCAACUCGGAGCUGACGUACGAGGUGCCAGGCACGAACCUCACAUUCAGCAAGGACUGUGGCACGGACUACCUGUACAAUGACAUUGCCCAGGUGCCCGCCAAGAACUUUGAGGAGUGCCUGCGGUACUGCGCGGCGUUCAACCUGCAGCAGCAGUCACGAAAGGGGCCGUGCAAGGGCGUCGUCUAUAUCUUCAAGGGCGAGCAGGGCGAGGACAGCAACUGGUGCUGGAUGAAGUAUACCAAGAAUAAUGUGGACAACGGCGCAAAGGAUUACACCGAAUCAGCUUGGAUCGUGUGA